This is a messenger RNA of Mesorhabditis spiculigera, 963 nucleotides long. The record is from the annotation of a GenBank genome assembly. Lineage: Eukaryota; Metazoa; Nematoda; Chromadorea; Rhabditida; Rhabditidae.
AUGACGAACCCCGACAAAGAGCAGGUACUCGUUAUCGGACCCGACGGUCGACCCGUCGCGAUGCCGGUGGCCGAGGCAGAGGCCGCCACCUCCGGCACCACCGAAGGCGCGGAAUCCGAAGCCGGAGUCCGUCGCCGAGAUGGUCGAGCAGCCGGCCAAGGUCAUGCGAAUCGGCACGAUGAUCAAACAACUCUUGGAAGAAGUGCGCGCCGCACCGCCGACGACGCCAGCCGCAAGCGCCUCAAGGACAUCCACACCUCGUCCAUCCGAGAACUGGAACAGGGCCUGGCACCCGAACUCCGUGAAGAACUCGAGCGACUGAGCCUCCCGUUCACCGACGACUCCAUUCCCCCGACGCCGAACUGCGAAUCGCGCAGGCCCAACUCGUCGGCUGGCUCGGGAAGGACUGUUCCACGGAAUUCCAAACCGCACUGUUCGCCCAGCAGAUGGCAGCGCGCGCUCAGCUCGAACAAAUGCGUCAAGGCGCACUGCCUCCGGCAUGAGCAUCGGGGCUCCGCAUUCGCCUGCACAUCCGGACCAACAGAGCCCAGGAACCGGCCGACAUCCGCAAUCGAAUCCGAGACGCCGGACGCACCUGCGCCCGUGUCCGGACUCCCAGACGUUCCGUCCGUGAGUUGUGGCUCAGCCUCGGCUGGCAGGACAUCAAACACGCUACCGCCGGUCGGUGAUCGGUCCGUUCCGGAUCACGAUCGCCACCGGCGUCCAGGCCACCGCCAUCGGCAUUCUGUACGCGGCCCUGUUGGACAUGCCACUCCAGGAGUUCUACCGUAUGUGACGGUGGGCCUGAUCGUCUGGAACCUGGCAUCAAUGCCGAUCAUCGAAGGCUCCGAAGUCUUUGUCGCCAACGAAGGCCUGAUCAAACAGCUGCCAUCAGCCUUGAGCGUGCACAUCUAUCGACUGGUGUGGCGGCAGAUGUUGUUCUUCGCACACAACCUGCUGAUC